GAAAAUGAUAAAAGUAGGUAGAAGUUAGCUCUGGAUAUAGAGCCUAAAACGUGAGGGGCCCAUCAGGGAAAGGAAGGCGGAGAAGUUUUGAGUUUUGUUCUUCACUCCUCAGUUAGCCAGACCUCUAACUACAUGGGGAAGUUCAAUGGUCAUUUUUACCCAGGCCUGUAUCUAUUCUCUUAUGGACUGUAUCAAGCAACAGUGGUCUCCAAGAACAUGCUAUUUAAAGAGUCUCCCUUAUAUCCUUCCUGUCUUCUCAAGAAUAAGACAAGAUGGGCCAGGCUGUGGAAAAUAUCCUAUGGAGGCUGGCUGAGGAUAGUGACUGGCUCCAUCUUAACGGUUUAUGUGGUCACUUGUCUUGAUGAUGGGAUGGUGCUCAUGAACAAACAGGUGCCACCAAGGUUUAUGUACCCCAAAGAGUGGCAGCAUCUCACCAUGUUCGUGCUACUAACCCUCAGUGGCUGUGUAGACGUCAUGAGCAAGAAUCUGCUGCCUCGGAGGUGUGUGGUCCUAGAAAAAGGAACCCUGGCCCUGAGCUUCUACGAGCUCCUGCUGCUGAUGGUGUCACAUGUUAAAGGCUCAGAAGGGAUAGAGCUGCAAGUCCAUUCUCUGUUCACCGUGCUGGUCUUCCUGCUGGUGCUGGUGCUGACGGCAGAGCUGUGGGCGCCUGACAUGUCUCACCUCUGGAUGAUCGAGACCUUUCUGUUUCUCUUGAUGGGCUCCUGGCUGAUGCAGUCGGGCUUUAUCCUAUUCAGACCAAUCUCCGGCUACCCAUGGCAGGACGAUGACAUCAGUGACCUCAUGUUUGUCACCACCUUCUUCUGCUGGCAUCUGAUGAUCAAUGCCUCAUGCUUGUUGGGAAUCUAUGGCUUCUCGCUUUUAUGGCAUCGCUGUUACAGCCCCAGCUUGAAGGUGAUGAGGUCCAAAGAAGCUCCAUAUCACACAAGCACGCCAGGCCCCCUCUACAUGAUGCUGCAGGAAAUGGAGCAGUCAGAGAAAGAUGACCAGGCUCCCCUCCUUUCAAAGUGCUCCCUCUGAGACAAGGCUAUGAUGCCCGCACAUACUGCACUCCAUCUUCCUCCUAUGGGUUGCGUCAGCCAGUGAAGGUAAUGGCCCUGAUGGACAGCAGGUGGUCUGGAGUGUCAUCCCUGUCACAGAGCCUCUAGUGGCUGAGGAGACAGAGAGAGGAACCUGAGAAAGGGGCAUGCUGUAAUUAGGUGGAUGACAGGGAAUUUGGAGAGAAGGAAGAGGAUCAAGGGAGUA
Molecule: messenger RNA, 1263 nt
Organism: Nycticebus coucang (slow loris)
Lineage: Eukaryota; Metazoa; Chordata; Mammalia; Primates; Lorisidae
Product: transmembrane epididymal protein 1-like
Exons: 1
Coding region: 133-1038 (301 amino acids)
Source: RefSeq, a predicted model, not a curated record